Messenger RNA from Esox lucius (northern pike), 1567 nucleotides. RefSeq names its product chromodomain-helicase-DNA-binding protein 1-like. Lineage: Eukaryota; Metazoa; Chordata; Actinopteri; Esociformes; Esocidae. The transcript is spliced from 3 exons. The coding region runs from base 578 to 1444 and encodes 288 amino acids. The record is from RefSeq and is a predicted model, not a curated record.
CAUAAAUUGGUUAGGUCUGAAGGAGUGUAAAGAUCCCCUAGCCUGCCAGUCCUCUGACUCGUCUAAUGUCAAAAAGCAGGCACAAAGGGCCAUCUGCGAUGUCCUGCUGACCAAGAUGAGGGACAUCCUGAAAAGAACCUACAGGGACAAUGACGAGUUGCUACUUAUUCACCAGAAAGGAGAUGAUUUCCAGGAUAAGAAAAUGCUUCAGUGCAAUCCAGACACAGACAUUCCAGUGACGGGUCCCUGAUGCCAACUGAGGAUCUCCUGGAGGAGACUCCCUCCCUUCAGCAGAAAGAGAUUUCUCUCUCUAACUGUCCCACUAUAAUGAGCCCCCAGACCCUGAAGGUCAUCAUCAAAGGCACCAUAUGUCAACUGUAUGCCUCAGUGUCCCGCAGGCCCAGGCGGCUCACCGACUCAUUUGGGCUAAUGAUGGGUCUCUUUGAGGAGAUCAAGUUUGCCCUGAAGCGUGUUGGAAUCGCUGUCCUCUUUGUGGAGGACAGUGUGGAGUUCAGUGAGGUGAAUGCUAUGGAGGCCAUUGUGAAAGUUGCAUCCAAAACAAUGUCGUUGCGUUCACAUGCCAACCGUGCUCAACUGCAUGCUGCAUGCCACGGUGACCCUGGAUCCAUAUGUUCAAUGGCAGACACCAUCGCAUGGGUCAUCCAAAACUAUGUCAAGCGUUAUUGGAUUCAUUUUGAAGCCAGGAGAAGUGUUUGUAGUAGGUGGUCAAGCUCCUCAACGGAAAGAAAUCCUGGAAGAGGCCCAAGAGACAACACCCACUGACAAAAAGAGAAGGAACUCUGCCGGCUCGGGGCCUGAGACGUCCCCCCACCAUGAACAGAGAUGGAACUCUUCCGGCUCGGGGUCUGAGACGUCCCCCCACCAUGAACAGAGAUGGAACUCUGCCGACUCGGGGUCUGAGACGUCCCCCCACCAUGAACAGAGAAAGAACUCUGCCGGCUCGGGGCCUGAGACGUCCCCCCACCAUGAACAGAGAAGGAACUCUGCCGGCUCGGGGCCUGAGACGUCCCCCCACCAUGAACAGAGAUGGAACUCUGCCGGCUCGGGGCCUGAGACGUCCCCCCACCAUGAACAGAGAUGGAACUCUGCCGGCUCGGGGCCUGAGACGUCCCCCCACCAUGAACAGAGAUGGAACUCUGCCGGCUCGGGGUCUGAGACGUCCCCCCACCAUGAACAGAGAUGGAACUCUGCCGGCUCGGGGCCUGAGACGUCCCCCCACCAUGAACAGAGAUGGAACUCUGCCGGCUCGGCUCAGUGUAACAGAAGGUCCCUCUCCACAGACCAUUUGAACAGCACCUCCACACAGGAAAAGAAACUACCAAUAACUGGUGUUCUCUGUCUGUUCAUGAGAGAUGUAAGGACGAGGCUGUGGAACAAGAACAUAGCAAGUCAGGAAAGGGGGAAUGAAAAAAGAGUAAGGUGACUCCCCUUUUAUCCUACUGGUAAGUCUUUUUUAUUGUCAGUCACUGUAUAUCUGUCUUUACUCCUGGGGGUUAAAUGGGUUAAAUGUUCAAACUAUGUGUUGAACUUUUAUUCUAAUUAUUCC